Messenger RNA from Epinephelus fuscoguttatus (brown-marbled grouper), 4297 nucleotides. RefSeq names its product desmoglein 2, tandem duplicate 1 (gene dsg2.1). Lineage: Eukaryota; Metazoa; Chordata; Actinopteri; Perciformes; Serranidae. Gene Ontology annotation, biological process: homophilic cell-cell adhesion. Gene Ontology annotation, molecular function: calcium ion binding. Gene Ontology annotation, cellular component: plasma membrane; desmosome. The record is from RefSeq and is a predicted model, not a curated record. Bases 95 to 3628 code for a protein of 1177 amino acids. The transcript is spliced from 14 exons.
UCCAUCAACAGAGUCGGUCCGGAACUCUUACCGAGACUUGCCACCGGAACAUUAUCGGUUCACUUGAUACGGAUACCGGGACUUCCCUACAGUCAUGGUUCGGGUUUCUUCGCCCGCGUUUGUUUUGCUUCUGUUUGUGGCUGCUAUCGUGGUGAUUGCUAAUACUGCAGAAAAUCUGGUAAGAAAAAGAAGAGAAUGGAUCAUCCCUCCAACACCACUGACGGAAAAUGUAGACUACACUCAAAAGGAAUCCAUUGCCAGGAUUCGCUCAGAUUUUGAAUCUCAGUCAGACAUUACGUACUCUCUAGAAGGUGCUGGUGCAAAUAAGGAGCCCUACCAUGUGUUUGUAGUCAACUCUAAAACUGGAUUCAUCCGUGUGACCAAAGUGCUCGACAGGGAGGAGAUUGAUACAUACAAUUUGUCAGGUAUUGCGAAGUACACAGAUGGCAGACUUGCAGAGAAAGACAUUUUCAUACGAAUCAAGGUUGUAGAUGAGAAUGACAACCCUCCAGUGUUUGGAGUCAUCAAGGCCGCAGAGGUGAAAGAGCUCAGUGCCACAGGGACUUCAGUUAUGAAAAUAACUGCAACUGAUGCUGAUGAACCAGGGACGGUGAACUCUCAGAUUGCCUAUUCCAUCAUAGAUCAGAGUCCACCCCAUGACAUGUUCUCCAUUUCCAAUGAAGGGACAGUGUAUGUUAAAAAUUCUGCCCUGGACCGAGAGAGAGCAGAUAAGUACACUCUGACGGUUAAAGGUCAAGACUUAAAUGGCAAACCAGGGGGACACAGUGCAACCACCACUGUUACCAUUAAAGUCCUGGAUGUGAAUGACAACCCUCCCACUCUGGAACACGAGCAGUAUGAGGGCAGCAUUGAGGAGAACACAGAUGGUGUGGAGGUGAUGAGGAUCAAAGCAGAGGACCUGGACCUGAAAGACACAGAAAACUGGGAAGCUGUGUUUGAAAUUGUAAAAGGCAACGAGGCUGGGUACUUCAGCAUUACAACAGACCCCAAGACCAACGAGGGCAUCCUAAUGCUUGACAAUGCUGUGGAUUAUGAGGAUGUGAAAGACCUUGAACUGGGACUUGCUGUGAGGAACAAAGCUCCACUAUAUGAUGGAUCUGGGCCAUACGCUGGAGCUGGUAUAAGUUUCGGAGGGGGAGCAGGCGGGGGAGGAGGAGCAGGCGGGGGAGGAGGUGCAGCAGGUUCAGGUGGUGCAACUGGUGCUGGUGGUGGUGCAAUUGGCGCAACUGGUGCUGGUGCAGGAAGUGGGACAGGAGGAUCAUGGUGGCAAAGUGGGACCUCAGUUAAAACCUAUCCAAUCAAAAUCAAUGUGAAGAACCAGCCUGAGGGGCCAAAAUUUGACCCCAAAGUCAAGGCUAUUCCCAUCUCAGAGGGAGGCAACUCCGUCAGUAUUAAUGAUGUUAUUAGCAUCUACCCGGCAAUUGAUGAAGACACUGGGAAACCAGCUGAGAAUGUCAGGUAUGCCAAGGGCUCAGACCCUGACAACUGGCUCACCAUCGACCAAGAGACAGCUCAGAUCAAACUGAACAAGAUACCUGACAGAGAAUCUCCAUUCCUGGUCAAUGGGACAUAUAUUGCUAAAGUACUCUGCAUUACAAAUGAUAUGCCUGCCAAAACAGCCACUGGCACAGUAGCCAUCCAGGUGGAAGAUUUUAAUGACCAGUGCCCCACCUUGACCAGUACCUUCCAGACUAUGUGUACCACAAAAGAUUCUGUUUUUGUGAGCGCUAAAGAUGAGGAUGAAUUUCCUAACGGACCUCCUUUUAACUUUGUCAUCAUCCCUGAGGGCACUCAGGGCAAGUGGCAGGUGGAGCAUCACAAUGACACUGCAGCUAUCCUGAGGAGCCAAGAGACCAUGUGGCCUGGGGUCUAUGAGGUGACUUUCGAGGUGAAGGACCAGCAGGGAGAGGCCUGUCCAGAACCACAGAAAGUGUCAGUCCAAGUUUGUACCUGUGAGGAUGGGUUGGUGUGUGGCGCUAAUGGUCAGCCCGUCAAAGGAUCCAAGUUAGGACCUGCAGGCAUCGGACUGCUAUUCCUGGGCCUGUUGCUGUUACUACUCCUCCUUCUGUUGCUGCUCUUCUGCCAGUGUGGGGGAGCUGGAGCUCUGCCAGGGGGCUUUACUGAGAUGCCUUUCGACACCAAAUCACAUCUCAUUAACUACCGCACUGAAGGCCAGGGAGAGAACACAGAUGUGCCGCUAUUGAACAUGCCAACACAGGUGGAUGGAAAUAUGGUCGCCAUGGGUAUGGGUAUUUUAGCAAUGGCGCCCGGGGCAGGUAUUGAUUGCCAGAAAUCUGUCACUUCAAUGGACGGGAUGAAUGGGGCCAUGUAUGAAGACAGUUAUGCAGGUGGCUACAGAGAGGACAGAUGGGGGAUGAUGAACCAGGUGACAGGAAAUGGCCUCUACUCUGAGUUUGAGGGCAGAGAAGCGAGAGUGGGUGGAGCAAUGUAUGAUGGCAUGGCUUUGCCAGACCACUUCUUGCGACAAUACUACACUCAGAAGGUGAGCAGUGGAAACGAGAACAUUGCAGUGAAGGAUGGUCUGCUGGUUUAUGACUACGAGGGCCGGGGCUCCCCUGCUGGCUCAGUGGGCUGCUGCAGCCUCCUGGAGUCUGACAAUGACUUGCAGUUCCUCGAUGACCUCGGGCCAAAGUUCAAGACCCUGGCCGAGGUGUGCGGAGGCAAGAUCACAACUGAAGUCAAACCACCUGUCUCUCCUCUGCCCAGUGCCUCCAUCAAUACUCAGACCUCAGUAUCAAGUGUGAUGACUGCCCAGCAGCUGCCCCCUCUACCCAAGCUGCAGCCAACCGUCCCUCAGACUGUGGUCAGGGAGACAUCUGAGCGUUCUCAGAUAGUGAAGGAGAGCACAGCCACAAUGAAGGAAGGAAUGACCACAGUGAAGGAAGGAAGGACCACAGUGAAGGGCGGGGUGGCAAAUCCAGGCCAGAUGCUUGUGCUACAGCCGCAGCAGCAGCCCGUCUACUACACCACCACCCCUGUGCUGCAGCCGAUGCAGUAUGUAGUCCAACCACAGGUUCAGAACACAGUACUGCUCACUGAGGCACCAGCCACCAACCUGCAGGGCUUGGUACUGGUUAACGGCACCCAGACUGCACCUGCUCAAGGCAUGGUUGUUCAGGGGCAGACAGUGAUGUCUAGUGGACAAGCCCAGGGCCCCAACAUGGUGCUGGUGGAAAGGAGUGGAGUCCAGGGGGGUGGUACCAACCUGAUCCGCACUGGCAACCUCUCUGGCUCCCAGACCAUGAUGGUGGUGGGGGGUAAGGUCCCUGUAGGGUCAGUGAAAGCACUAAAUGGGAGCCAGACCCGCCUCGUGCAGGGGGGCACUCUGCAGUCAGGAGGGCUCUCAGGAUCUCAGAGGGUCCUGGUGGUCGGAGGGCAAACAAGCAACGGUGGGCAGCUGGUCCAGCAGGCAGGAGGCCUGUCCCAGAGGAGUGGCCUCUCUAGCGCUCAAAAAGUCCUCUACAGCACGGGCAGCACAUCCACCGGCUCUCAGAGCAACAUAGUGGGUUCCUCUGCCACCACAGUGAGCACAAGCCCUACCUACCAGAAGGUGGUGGUGCAGGAGACAAGAGAGAUCAUCAAAUGAGAGACUGUCAGGGCAAGAGAGGACCUUUCCAGUGAUACCAAUAAAACUGUUCCUCUGGACUGGUCCAGGUGGUGAUGGGAUGCUUGUGGGACUCAACAAAUGCAAGACAGCUAACAGAAAGUGGGCAGGAUCCCCAUAUUAUCUUCUUUACAUUUGACAACACAUUUUAAAAAAGAGUUUGUCAAUCCCAAAUAAGCAGACUCCAGACAGAGGUCUGGGGCGACCCAAAGCAGAGGCAGCUUUACAGCACAUGGUCAAUACUCCAAACAGGGUAACAAAUAAAUAAAAUGUAAAUGAUAAAGUGGAAUAAUAAUGAUAGCAAGCUGAUCAGGUGGAAAUAUCCUAGCAGACAUCUCCAAUGACUUUAUACUGUUAUGGACUUGGUUUUUUUUUUUACUUGUUCUCUUUCUAUGCUUCUUCAUGCAGUGACACAGAAUGUACACACAGAAUCAUGUUCACUAUACAGUUAGUAAAUCCUCAUGUUAUGUUUUAUGUUGUCUCUUGUUCAAUCGUCUGUUAUCACAUAUAUAUUUUCUGUUGUUUUGUACCAAUUAAAAAAACAAACAAAAAAACCCUAUUGGUCAAAUAUGGAAUGUCUUAGCCAAAGAAGCUGAAAAUGAGCAUAUGCUGUGUUUUGACAUAUUCUUAAUAAAACCCAAAUAAAACCAA